This is a messenger RNA of Notolabrus celidotus (New Zealand spotty), 1364 nucleotides long. RefSeq names its product potassium voltage-gated channel, shaker-related subfamily, beta member 1 a (gene kcnab1a). Gene Ontology annotation, cellular component: juxtaparanode region of axon; membrane; extrinsic component of cytoplasmic side of plasma membrane. Gene Ontology annotation, biological process: transmembrane transport; negative regulation of delayed rectifier potassium channel activity; potassium ion transport. The coding region runs from base 1 to 1194 and encodes 397 amino acids. The transcript has 14 exons. Gene Ontology annotation, molecular function: potassium channel regulator activity; transmembrane transporter binding; voltage-gated potassium channel activity. Lineage: Eukaryota; Metazoa; Chordata; Actinopteri; Labriformes; Labridae. The record is from RefSeq and is a predicted model, not a curated record.
AUGCAGGUGUCUAUCGCCUGCACGGAUCACAACCUCAAAAGGGGGAAUGGGGACCACAGCAAGCAGAGCGCCACCAGUCCCAAUGUGGUGAACCAAGCCAGGGCAAAGUUCCGCACGGUGGCCAUCAUCGCUCGCAGCUUUGGCUCCUUUACUCCCCGACACAUUUCACUCAAGGAGUCAACAGGGAAGCACACUGGCAUGAAGUACAGGAACCUUGGAAAGUCAGGACUCAGAGUAUCUUGCUUAGGACUUGGUACAUGGGUGACAUUUGGAGGACAGAUUACAGAUGAGGUUGCAGAGCAGCUAAUGACCAUUGCCUAUGAGGGAGGAGUCAACCUAUUCGACACAGCUGAGGUCUACGCAGGCGGCAGGGCCGAAGUUAUUCUUGGAAACAUCAUCAAGAAGAAAUGCUGGAGGCGAUCCAGUUUGGUCAUUACAACUAAACUCUACUGGGGAGGAAAAGCAGAAACAGAGCGAGGACUGUCAAGGAAACACAUUAUUGAAGGUCUCAAAGGCUCUUUACAAAGGAUGCAGCUGGAGUAUGUGGAUGUAGUUUUUGCCAACCGCCCUGACAGCAACACUCCCAUGGAGGAAAUCGUUCGGGCCAUGACCUAUGUAAUCAACCAAGGCAUGGCGAUGUACUGGGGAACAUCUCGGUGGACAGCCAUGGAGAUCAUGGAGGCGUACUCUGUGGCAAGACAGUUUAAUCUUAUCCCCCCAGUGUGUGAGCAGGCAGAGUAUCAUCUCUUCCAGAGAGAGAAAGUAGAAGUUCAACUGCCUGAACUCUACCACAAGAUAGGAGUUGGGGCCAUGACGUGGUCACCACUGGCAUGUGGCAUCAUCACAGGGAAAUAUGAAAACGGCAUUCCUGAAUCUUCUAGGGCCUCUAUGAAGUCAUAUCAGUGGUUGAAAGAGAAAAUAGUAAGUGAGGAUGGAAGGAAGCAACAAGCCAAGCUGAAGGAGCUGAACCACAUCGCAGAGCGGCUGGGCUGCACUCUGCCUCAGCUGGCUGUGGCAUGGUGUCUACGGAAUGAAGGAGUGAGCUCAGUUUUAUUGGGAACGUCCAACCCUGAGCAACUCACUGAGAACCUCGGGGCCAUACAGGUCCUUCCAAAGAUGACGUCUCAUGUAGUGUCUGAAAUUGACCACAUCCUGGGCAACAGACCGUACAGUAAGAAGGACUACCGCUCUUAGACCAGGCUGGUGGACUAAGUAGAGGUCAGCCUAUCUGCUUUCCCAGCUACUUAACCAUACUGCUACCAUGGACCUGUAGUUCAAAGUUUUGAGUCCAUGGUUCUGUCCUGGGAACCCCACUCAGCCUCAGCCCACUUCAGCCUGGAACUAUAAAGCCUUGCUAAGCCCAG